This is a messenger RNA of Rotaria socialis, 1290 nucleotides long. Lineage: Eukaryota; Metazoa; Rotifera; Eurotatoria; Philodinida; Philodinidae. The record is from the annotation of a GenBank genome assembly.
AUGACAUCAAACCCGAACAUAAAUCGUCAAGAGCAGUAUAAUAGGCGGGAUCGAAAUGACGGCAAUACUUCAGACGAUAGUCUUCUAUUAAUGGCUAACGACGGCGAAGACAAAACACCUCUAUUAAAUGAUAUUGAUCACGAAGAAGGCAUCGAAGCAGCAAUUAUGUCGAAUGCGUCAUUGACACGGUCCACCCAUUGUCACGUGCCAGAUGAUAAGUUUGAUUAUGGAGCAAGAAAUCGUCUUAUUCUUGUACUAAUUAUCUGUAUUGUUUUUAUGGUCAUUGAAAUUGUUGGAGGUAUUAUUUCGAAUUCAACAGCUGUUAUAACAGACGCAGCUCAUAUGGCGAUUGAUGUUGCUAGUUUUCUGAUAUCACUAACAGCAAUGUUUCUUGCAACAAAACGACCUACAAAAAGACUAUCAUUUGGUUAUAUUCGAGCAGAGGUACUUGGUGCUCUUCUAAGUGUGUUAGCAAUAUGGUUAGUUACUGGUGUUCUUGUUUAUAUGGCGAUUGAACGUUGUAUCAAUCAAAAGUUCGAAGUAAAACCAUUGGAAAUGAUUAUUGUUGCAUCAUGUGGUGUCGUAUUCAAUAUCGUAAUGUUUUUUGUUUUACAUGCUGAUGUAUGUGGAACAUCAUUGCCUCAUGGACAUUCACAUGGACACAAUCAUAGUCAUUCACAUGGACAUGAUCAUGAUCACUCCAGUGAUGAUACUCUGGAAAAUGUAGACACCAUGAUUAAUUCUUCGCCGUUAGUCGCUAAUAUUGUGACUGGACAACGUCGAGAGCGAGCUAAGAAAACAACAAAAAAUAUUAAUGUACGGGCGGCUAUUAUACAUGUUAUUGGAGAUUUUGUUCAAAGUGUUGGCGUCCUUUGUGCGGCAAUACUUAUUAAAUUUAAACCGGAAUAUAAAUUAGCUGAUCCUAUCUGUACCUUUAUAUUCUCCGUCCUUGUUCUUUUUACGACAAUUACAAUCAUGCGUGAUAUUAUAUUUGUUCUUAUGGAAGCUGUUCCACCACAUGUUAAUUAUUCACGAGUAGUUGAUGAUCUUCUUCGUAUACCUGGUGUAAGAAAUGCACAUAGUUUGCAUAUAUGGUCAUUAUCAAUGCAGCGAGCUGCUCUCUCGGUUCAUGUUGCAAUUAAUCCUGAUAUAGAUCCUUUGACAGUGUUGUAUCAAGCUCAAGAAAUGCUUCGUAAUACGCAUUCAAUCGUACGAACAACAAUACAAAUUGAACAUUAUGACGAACAUGUGAUAAGUUCGUGUGAAGAUUGUCGUCGGCCUGACAUGUGA